AGAGUUCAUAACCUUAAAAAUCAAAAAGAAAAAUAAAACAUUUAAAAAAAUUUGAAAAAUUCGAAAUCAAAAUAGGAAAAAAACUUGCCUUUACUAUCAUAUCUGAGUAAAAAUACGUAGUAUAAGUAUAAAGUAAAGAGCUAUAAACCUUCCAAAUUCUAGAGCAUUUUUUUUACAUGAAAAUCUUCGACGGAUUCAAAACUCUUCUUUAAAGACUCUUGCUCAUAUCGAGUAUUUAGUGAGCAGGACCUGAAAUGUGUCAAACUCCAUUGUUAAAAUGCGUUUUCACCCUCUUUUCCUCUUUUUUUCAACGACAAAAACUUUGUACAACUGAAAUAAAUUCGCCGAUGGAACCAACACUUUUACCCAUUUUUCGAUACAAUUUUGGAACUAAUUUCAUUGUUUAUAUGAUAAUAAGAUUUAUAAGAUAUAUCAAGAAUUUUGUUUUAAUAACUAAAGAAACCUUAAAGUACUAGAUCACCGAUAUACAGCAUAAGAAUAAAAUGCAUAUGUAAGAUACAAAGACAGCCAACUUCAAGCAAGAGAAUUUAACAUUUUCCUCGAAGUCAGAAAAAUCAAAAACCUCAUUUUAUAUAUUAGUGCGCUGGCCUAAGUUUUACAUAAAUAAAUAAGAACUCCUAGAACCCGCAAUGUAUGACAUAAAUGUGCCCAUUUUAGUAUAAAAUUGUUUCGAAAAUGAGUAAAGAGGGACUAAACUGGGACGAAACCCAUUUUAGACAUGUGGAAUAACAAACAAAUUUUUAAGAAUUUUUCUUUUUUUUUUUGAUAAAAUAAUCUAAAAUGUUGAUUUUCCAGCAAAUAAAAGAAUUUAAAUUGUGAUUAUGGUCCAGGUUAGGGCUAAAUUUUACUUUUCGUAUACGAUCUCAAAGCUUAUUUGAGCGGUUUAGUCAGAAAUAGCGUUUCGUUAUUUCAGUAUUCGACCUGCUAUUGGAAGAAGCCACGUAAACAUUUCUUAAAUUAUAAUUUUUCCAGGGAAUUGGAAAAGUUUUAGAAAUUCAUUGUUUAUAAGAAUGUUCUGACGCAAUUAGAUCCUUUCCUUUUUUGAUAAGUUUUUCAACAUAACCUCAAUUUCAGAAAUUUUUUCAUCAGUUUAUCUCACAAUAACUAACAUCUUAUACAUGCACUGUGUAUUUUAAAACUGAAUUCAAGAUUUAUGAAAUCUUUGACAAGUUGCUUUAUACAGAAAUUAAAUAUAGGAACAGAAAAACAUUAUAACUUAUGUAGUAUCAAAUUGUCUCUAUUGAGUUGUAUGUUUCUCAAAGAGAAUUUAAAAUUGACUGUUUAUUGUUUUUAUUGAUGUCUGAAAUAAACAGAUCAUCAAUUCAAUAAAUUUUUUUAGAAAAAUAUUAUUAAAUAACACACUGCGCCAUCAACCGCAGCCCGCCCGACACGACGCUUCUUUAACAUAUUUAACACACAAACAUACAUACAGACAUUUCUAUAUUGACUCUUUAGCAAUUUGAUUUUAUUUUCUUGUUUCCCUAAAUAUGUAUGUAUAUUCAACUACAUGUGCUUCUCUUGUACAUAAAUAUGUAUAAUUCUACUAGCAUAGUGUCUGCAAUUCAUUAGACCAGCCAAAGUCGCGGCACAUCUGCUGCUGGCGCUCUCCUUUCACUUCCCUUACGCCACCACACACAACAUUAACGAUUGGCGUACAACAGCGAUUGAUUCAUUCACUAUGCAGUUGUAUGUAUGUAGUGCUGUGUAACCCCCUGUACUCACUGCCUUAUCCUCCUGCUCUUUGGCCAACCAUGUGUCCAUGCUCAGGCUCAUACAUUGUAGGCAUUUCAACAAUUGUUAAGGCGCUUUGACACGACAACAACAAACAAUAACAACAACAACAAGCGAUAUGAGGAUACACAACAAACACACAGUGUGAGCGCAAAGUUAGCGCCGCCACAGUGACUCGCGUCGCAUACUACAUUUCUUCGUCACCAUACAUUUAAUAAAUCGAAUUUUCAUUUUGUAACUAUAACAACAGUAUAACAACAAAAGUGCAACAACAAAAGGAUAUUAUAUGUAUAUACAAAAUAUUUCGGUGUGUAUGUGUGUGUGUAGCAACAUGUGCUCAAGUGAUUAUGUAAUUAUUGUUGUUGUCAGUGAUUAUGUGAAACUAUUGUUGUUGUGCGGUGUCUAUUAGUUAGUGUUGUUGUUGUGUUUUCCUGCUUUAUGCUUUAUCAAACUGUCUGUUGUACUCUCUGUGCAUACACAGCUGCCAAUCGCCAAACGGUUUUUGUUUACUUUACUACUUCGCCGGUGAUAGCGGUACUUUGAGGUGUAAAAAUUAAAAAAAGUGAAAAUAUUAUAAAAUAUUUAUUUUUGUUUUUUUAGCGAGACAAAAUUUUCAAAUUGUUGAAUAAAAUACACUGUGAAUAAUUUAUAAAAUAAAACAUUUUAUUAUAAUAAUUAAAAUCUAAAAAUAAAUAAAUCAACAGCAGCAACAAAAAUGUCUGCAGUCAGCAGUCGCAAUCAGAAAAUGGAACAACAGCUUUGGCGUGAAUUUUAUUUAUAUUAAGUUUUAUAUGAAAGCAUAAUUUGCUUUCUUGUGCUACUUAUUAGCUGUGUGAAGCGCCUGCUAAUGGAAGCUUAUAUACGACAGAAGCGCGCCUCGCCCGGCAUGGUGCAGGCGAGCGACUUACAAAUAACCCGUCCCAUGUCAGGACUGCGCACAACAACGGCCACUGGCCGUGAGCUGCACGCCUACGAUGGUCCAAUGCAAUUCAUCAGCUCGCCACACAAUCCUGAUCAAUUAUUAAGUAACACCACCGUCAUCACAACUACGAAUACGAAUGUGACCACCGCGAACUCAAGCAGCAAUGCGGGCACGCCGAAUGGGCGUUCGCAUGGCGUCAGCUUUACGAAUAAUAUGCGACCGCGGACGGCACAGAUGACAGGACACAUCAUCAAUCAGGAUGAUUUAAUCGAAGAGAUUUCCUCACACGAACUCGAAGAUGAAGAAAGCAGUCCCGUCAAUCAUAUGUCCAAUAAUGGCCAACGGCAGAAGCAACGCCAGCAACAACAGUUACAACAACAACGCUCAUACAGUCACGAUCAAGAUAGCAGCACAUUGGACGAAGAUGAUUAUGUGAAUCGUAAUAUCGAGGAAGCGGCCCCCGUCAUGCCAUUGAAUCACAGCAUUGCAUCACAAACGAAUACGACCACCAAUUCCGUAGCCGGUGCACGCAGCACUUCGGCACAUUCGGCCGGCACCGGUUCGGCUAAUAACACUGCCAACUAUGCGAACAGUGCACAGCAAACUACGUCGUCGUCGGCCGCGGACGCCAGUGGCGAACCGGAAGGUGAUCUCGUCGGCAACAUCGAACAGUUCGUCAUGCAGCCCGCGUCGCAGGGUGUGCUCUUCAAGUGUCGCAUAACGCGCGAUCGCAAAGGCAUGGAUCGUGGCCUCUUUCCGAUAUACUAUUUGCAUUUGGAGCGUGAUUAUGGCAAGAAAAUAUUUCUUUUGGGCGGUCGCAAGCGUAAGAAGAGCAAAACCUCUAAUUAUAUUAUCAGCUGCGAUCCUACGGACUUAUCGCGCCAGGCCGAGGGUUUUUGUGGCAAAUUGCGUUCGAAUGUGCUCGGCACCUCCUUUACUGUGUUCGAUAAUGGCAGCAAGGAUAGCACGGAAAAUCCACGAUCCGAUUUGGCGGUGAUCAUCUAUGACACCAAUAUCCUCGGCUUCAAAGGUCCACGCAAUAUGACAGUAAUACUGCCCGGCAUGACGGAAGAAGAUCAACGCGUAAAAAUCAGCUCGGCCGAUCCCAAGCAACAGGGCAUACUUGAUUUAUGGAAAGUUAAGAACAUGGACACAAUUGUUGAGCUGCACAAUAAGACGCCCGUGUGGAAUGAUGAGACUCAAUCGUAUGUACUCAAUUUCCAUGGGCGUGUCACACAGGCAUCGGUUAAGAAUUUCCAACUCGUACACGACUCGGACCCCGACUACAUAGUCAUGCAAUUCGGACGCACCUCCGAAGAUGUAUUCACCAUGGACUACCGCUAUCCGUUGUGUGCGCUGCAAGCGUUCGCCAUUGCGUUGAGCAGUUUUGAUGGCAAAAUCGCAUGCGAGUAGAAGACAGAGGUGUUCAAAUGAGCGCGCAAGGAAGUUGUAGAAGAAGUUAUGCUCAAAUUUAGCAAAAACAAUAGUAUUUAAUGUAAAUGUAAUUGUAAAAUCAAAAUUAGCACAAAAGAGUACGGUCAUAAUCAAAAAAGUGCAUGUUGAAUAUGUUGAUAACAAACGGUUGCCUAGUUGUGAGCGUUCACAGGGCGCUAGAAGAGUAUAUCUACCUUUAUGUGGAUAUGUACAUGCACCGACUUGAUUAACACUAAUAUUUCUUUUUUUACAAAGCAAUUAAGAGUACAAGAAAUUUGUUAGAAGUGUAAAAUAAUUGAAAUACAUUUACACACACAGAUAUUUAUAGGUGGCAUAUAGUAAAUUCUUAAAGCAUCAGAAAUGUAUUAAAAAUUGUCUUGAUAACUGUCCAAUCAAAAUUUAAAAAAAAAAUCACGAAAUUUAGUUUCAAACCAUCAUUCAAUCCAUCCCGGAAAUCAUCAAUAAUUGCUUCCCUUUCAAAUAUCACACAUCACUAAUUUCUUCAAAGAUGUCUAUAUUAAGCUAAGGCUAAGAGAAAGCUGUCCUCUUAUUUCUUCAUAUGAUAAAAUAAAACCUGAUCUCCUAGAUCUGUAAUCAUAUAAACGUAAAACUUCUCAUUUUUUGCGAUUUUCGUCAAGCUAGAUUAAAUUUUUAUCAGUCUUUCGAAAGUUAAAAUAUUCGAGUUUAUUUCUUUCCAAAGGUUACUAUUUACAAUCUUAAAGCUUAUGAUAACCGUUAUUGACUUUUUGAGAACUUGAAGCUCAACAAUUCAGUUUUCUCAAAAGUUAAGCAGCAGCAAUUUAUGAUGUGCUCUUUCGGUAGCUUUAUAGAUUUUUACGUCCAUAGUUUCGUAUUACUCACCCUUUCGUCGGGCUUCAGUAAGUGUAGGUUCAGCUUAUUUAGUUUACCAAAAGUGGUAUUCCGUUUGGUUCAAAAAGAUUACAGACUUAAGGAAGACGUUUAGGUCGCAACACAAAAUCAGUUUUUUUAAGGAUUUGUACACUAACUUGCUUAAUGGUAUCACAAGAAACCUGCUUUUCAAUCAAGUCGACCUGACAUAACCUAACUUAUUCCAAAUUUCAACUUACUCAGCUUACCUUUUUGAUAUAAUAUAAUCGUAUAAAAAAUAGUUUCUUGCUUCAGUUUUUUAUGUUUAUACCUUGGACAAUAAUCAGGCAUCAGAACAUCUUUUAAGGUAGGAUAGCAAUUACUAAGUUCUCAACGAAACUUACUCUGCGUUAAACUGUACGGUCCGACUAAUUUUUCAAAUGACUACGUCAAAGAAAUAUUUUUACUACACUUUUUUAAAUACCAACCCCUUUCAUUUGGUAUAAUUAAUUUAAGCACAACACAAAUUUAGACCAAUUUUCAUAUGGUAUACAGUGUUGAUAUUUUAUUAUGCCGGUCUAAUAUUUAUUUCUAGUCAGGAAAUUAGCACUUUUAUUUGCGAGCACAUUUUGUAGCACUAAAAAUGAUUAAUAAUUAAUAUAUAAAUGUAAUAGUUUAGUUUAGUAAUUUAUUGUAUAUUUAUAAAAAAAUAAAUGUUAAUUUAUAUGAUUCGAUAGAGAUAUACAUUCUUAUACAGCUAUUUGUAUUAAAAAAAGAACAACUACUAAAGAUUUUAUAAUUCUAUUCAUAUUCGCUAAAUUAUGCGCUAAGCUCUGUUGUAUAAACCGCUUUCUAUUCUCCAAAAUUUGUAAAGUGAUGAUUCGAAAAAGCCACUGGUAUAAAACUUCGUUUCAUUUAUACCACAAAAAGGUAUAAUGUUUUUCCACAUAUGAUCUUCGCUGAAAUUCAAUUUCAUAAUUUUAUUGCUGCUUUCAUAAGUAAAAUGUUUGAUGAGUGAGAAGGGUCAAACACCGAGUUGAGAAAUUGCAUAUAGAAGGAGACUGACGGACCUGAGUAUAUUUUCGCUGUAAAAUCACAACUGUCUUUAACAUACUGAGUUACUGUGUUCAUAAUCAUCAUUAACCCUUUCAUGCGAAAUGUUGUCUAUAGGCGAAAAAAUUAUACAAAAGUGGUUCUACAAAAAGUGUUCAAAAACAUAAAAAUAAUUGUUUUAUUUUAAAACAAAAUGAACUGUUAUAUAUAAAUAUGUAAAUACAAGAGAGUUAUUUAAAAAAAAAAUCAUGAAAAAAGUGUUUAGUUUAUUUAUAAUAAAUUAAUAAAUGAAGUUUAAGUUAUCGAAAAACUUAUUUUCGAAAGCAUUUCUCUACACAUAAAUUG
Messenger RNA from Zeugodacus cucurbitae (melon fly), 6334 nucleotides. It is a transcript of the gene ktub, whose product is annotated as protein king tubby. Gene Ontology annotation, biological process: protein localization to cilium. The transcript is spliced from 7 exons. NCBI's taxonomy places the organism in Eukaryota, Metazoa, Arthropoda, Insecta, Diptera, Tephritidae. Gene Ontology annotation, cellular component: cilium. Bases 2600 to 4087 code for a protein of 495 amino acids. The record is from RefSeq and is a predicted model, not a curated record.